AUGUCUCAGAGUUCUCCCUCAAAGAAAUCGUCUCCUCCCUCUGAAACAGCAUCAGGAUCUAGGGCACCAAAUAUGGUGAGUGAUCAAGAUGUUGUGUUGAAUGUUGUGCCAUUGAACACUGUUCCUGCUACCGAUCCUGAUGAUGUUGAGACAUCUGUUGAUAACAAUGAUGAGACCCCUGGUGCCAAAGAUGUUGAGACAUCUGAAGCUAUCAAUGUUGAAACAUCUGGUACUAACGAUGCUGAGAUUCUUGAACCUGAGAAAGCUGAAGAGGUUCCUGUUGCUCCUUCUAAAGAAACUCUUAAUGAAGGCCCUACUGUGCAUGAUGUGGUGAAUCUGGAUGAUCUGGAUGAUUCUAUUGACAUUGCUGAUGAUGAGCUCAUCUCUAGCAUCUCUCAUAGAGUCAAGACUCGUAAGGGCAAACAGGUUUGUGAUCAAGAUUUCUCCAAACCUCAAGUUACUCAUCAAAAGAAGGUCACUAUAAAGAAGAUCAAGAAGGUCCUUGCUGAACCUUCAACCACUGGGAGCAAGAUUGCUGUGAAGAAGAGGAAGGAAAGAAGUGUUUCUGCCCCUGAAGACGAUGUCUUAAGUGAUGAAUUUAUUGUGAAUUUGUCUCAAGAUUGUGGUGAUGGAAGAACUGAUGAUUUUCAUAAGGUGUAUGUUAGAAGAAAGUGUAUAGAUUUUUCCCCUGCUGUUAUCAACCUAUAUCUAGGUAGAGAUGCUGAGGCUCAACCUGAGCUUGAAGUAACUGACAAUGAAGUUUGCAAUGUUAUCACUGGUGGUAAGGUCAAGAAAUGGCCCAUAAAGAGUAAAUUGUCUGCUAGUCUUUUGAAUGGCAGGUAUGCCUUGCUGCACAAAAUUGGUGCUGCAAACUGGGUGCCUACCAAUCACACUUCUACCAUUGCUGUUGGCCUAGGUAAAUUCAUUUAUGCUGUGGGAACCAAGACAAAAUUUGACUAUGGGACCUACAUAUUUGAUCAAACUAUGAGGCAUGCUGGUACCUCUGCUACCAAGCUCCCCAUUGCAUUCCCAUCCCUGAUAUGUGGGAUAAUCCUCAAGCAACACCCUGGAAUUCUGAAAAGUAAAGAUUCUGUAUGUAAGAGGGAGAGUGCUUUGUCUUUUCACUACAAGCUGCUCCAAAGGUCUGAUGACAUGACAUCUGCAGGGACAUCACAACCCAGCAAGUCUGUGAACAAAGCCCUUCUUAUUGCUGAGCUGAAAGAGACUUGUAAGGAGUUGGACAACAGGAAGAUGAAGCUUGAAAAGCUCAUCCAAAGUCUUGAGCAGUCUACAGAUGAUGAUCUUGCUGGUGGAAGGGAUGGUGACAAUAUGGAUGAAGACUGA
Molecule: messenger RNA, 1344 nt
Organism: Vicia villosa (hairy vetch)
Lineage: Eukaryota; Viridiplantae; Streptophyta; Magnoliopsida; Fabales; Fabaceae
Exons: 3
Coding region: 1-1344 (447 amino acids)
Source: RefSeq, a predicted model, not a curated record